AUGAAUUGCACAAACCUUGUAGAACUGCAUUUGGGAUCCAACAACUUGGAAGGAGAUAUCUCCAUGCUUGAUUUCUCCAAACUUAGUCAACUUACUAAACUGGAUCUAAGGAACAAUAACUUCACUGGUACGGUUCCAGUAAGUCUUUACUCAUGUCAGUCCUUAAAAGCCAUUGCAUUGAGUAAAAAUCAUCUAGAGGGACAAAUACAAGCUGAAAUUCUUUCAUUGAAAUCCUUAUCCUUCCUCUCGAUUAGUUUCAACCAAUUCACCAACCUCACAAGGGCAAUGAAGAUAUUAAUGAGUUGCAAAAGUCUUCACACACUCAUUCUUUCUAGUGCCUUUGAAGGUGAGGGAAUGCCAUUUGAUGAUGACAUGGUUGAUUUUGACGGAUUCCAAAAUCUUCGGUUUUUAAAUUUGGCUAGUUCUAACCUCACUGGUCAAAUACCGGUAUGGUUAUCAAAGCUCAAGAAUAUAGAGAUAUUGCAACUGGGUGAUAAUCAAAUCACAGGGCCAAUUCCAAGUUGGUUGGGGACUCUUCCUAGACUGUUUUAUAUAGACUUGUCAGACAACCAAAUUUCAGGUGAAUUUCCAAAGCAACUUUGUAGACUACCAAGGUUGAUUUAUGAAGCAGAAGACCAAUAUGAAUUUGAAUUGCCUGUCUUCGGCGGGAUAAAUCCUGAAAGUCAACUUUUUCGAAAAUUGUCUUCUUUUCCAGCAGUAAUAGACUUAUAUAACAAUAACAUGAGUGGUCAUAUACCUACUGAGAUCGGCGAAUUGCAGCUUCUCUGCGAGUUGGAUCUUCAUUCUAACAACUUCUCCGGCGUUAUUCCAGACCAAAUAUCUAACCUAAAAAUUUAG
Molecule: messenger RNA, 858 nt
Organism: Prunus armeniaca (apricot)
Lineage: Eukaryota; Viridiplantae; Streptophyta; Magnoliopsida; Rosales; Rosaceae
Source: the annotation of a GenBank genome assembly